Messenger RNA from Nezara viridula (southern green stink bug), 345 nucleotides. NCBI's taxonomy places the organism in Eukaryota, Metazoa, Arthropoda, Insecta, Hemiptera, Pentatomidae. The record is from the annotation of a GenBank genome assembly.
AUGGUCUUGAGGAAGGAAGAGGAUAGCGAAAGAAAAGAAAACAAUCAUGUCCUAGAUUCUGCUCUUCGGAAUCCGCUAGUCGAUGAUGGUGUCUCCGUGGCCUUUCUGGAAUAUACAGAGGAAGAAUUCUCAAAGAGAGGAUGUAAACAGACCAGGGAAGAGGUGCUGCUGGGUUCCAUUCUUCGUCAUGCCUAUCAUGCCAUUUUCUACCUGACCACAAAUCAGCUAAUCGUCACUACCAUGACAGGUGCAGAUGAAAAAUAGAAGACAAAAAAAAAUUUGUAAUAAAUUAUAAGAUAGGAGACCAACUAUAAAUGUUGUAAAGCUCAGCGAAUUGAGUUUGUA